Necator americanus (New World hookworm) is the source of this 567-nucleotide messenger RNA. RefSeq lists its product as uncharacterized. Gene Ontology annotation, molecular function: catalytic activity. The transcript has a single exon. Bases 1 to 567 code for a protein of 188 amino acids. The record is from RefSeq and is a predicted model, not a curated record. Lineage: Eukaryota; Metazoa; Nematoda; Chromadorea; Rhabditida; Ancylostomatidae.
AUGGCGAAAGCUUCCCAUACAUUGCAAAAAGGUGCUGUCGUCCAGCAAACCGCCAAAGCCCAUAACCUGAAAGGUCAACUGCCUGAAGGGAGCAUGGAAUCUUUGGCAACAACCAUUCGUUUCGUCACGCUGAACUGCCGAACACUAUCGAGUGAACUCCAACAAGCCGCUCUAUCCAGACUUCUGCGAUAUUUCUGUGUGCCUAUUGCUGCACUGCAGGAAACACGCAUGAGGGAUCGGUCCGUCAUCAGCAUCGAAAAUCACACCAUAUACUGCGGCGAUGCUGAUGAGAACAAAGUAGGUGGCGGCGCGAUAGCUGUGAGGAACGAUUACGAGAAAAUGGUGGAGGAAUUUGGCUCAACGUCGUCUAGAUGCGCCUUUCUACGACUGCGGGAUCGCAGAGGACGUAAACUCUGGAUCGUAAGUGCUCACGCACCUACGGAAACCGCUGAGAACAACAGUAAGGACGCCUUCUAUGAUGAACUCAAUGCGUUGAUGUCUACACCAAGCCAGCAGGUGGUCAUUGUCGGAAUCGACGCAAAUGCGAAGAUGGGACUCGAACAGUAA